AUGAGGCGUAAGCCGAAGGGGCUUCCUGAGUCUUCAGGGGCUGAUGGUUCUUGGGAUUUACAAACUAUCUCUGGCUUUCUUUCUCAUGAUAGUUUGGAGGAACGGCGGUUCAACUACCAGAAAUGGUUCCAGCGAUGGAUUCCAACUCGUGGGGUUACUCUCCAAAGGGAAGCUUCUCGUUCUGGAAAGAAUCAAUCAUUAAUAUUCGUGGAAACCCCGGCAAAAGGGCUUACCGGGAAUAUUCCCGUAAAUCGAUUAACAUUUCCAGAUAUAUCCAAUUUUAUGAAGCUGAUCAGUAAAGGUCACUUGAGAAAGAAGCGUUCAGGUACACCACUCAGUGUGGCCUCGACGGAUGUGGAUCUCAAAGCGAGCGAACUUUUCUUUUGCGAAAUGAGUGGGAGCUUUACACAUCCAUUCCAUUCCGGACUUGGCUCUUUUCCUUCACUGCGCUUCGCUUCGUUCGUUGGGUUGGAGAAUGAUUCUCGAUCAGAUCAGAGAAGUACCGUUGACGUUGACACAUCGGUGAACAAAGAGACUGAUGCUCCGGUGAUAGACUUCGUAAACGUUUGGCUAGCUGGAAGAGUGCUGGCUUCUCGAACAGAGACAUGGGUCCAUCCUGGACAAAAGCCAUACUUUAACCUCGUCCACAGAGUUGAGCAUAUAAACUUGCUGGUUCAAAAAAAGGAAAGUGGAAACAGAGCCGACAGGCGUCCUCCAACGACUGCAGCCUUAAACCAAAAUACUCUCGAAAAAAAUGUAGAAUCCCCAUACCAGGAAAGCUCCUCUCCCUAUCAUUCGGAGAAUACCGACUUCCGUUAUAGAUUGAUAUGCUGGCAAGUGCCCUUACGAGCGAAGCGAAGUUCAGUCAUAGAAGAGAUCGAGAAAGUGGAUGAUUCCAAUGCUUCUUCUCGCAUAAAAGUCAAAGAGCUCAAAAGGAGAGAAAGCCGCUUCGAUCAGUCCCUCACUUCGUCCUGUAUACUUGUCUUCUAUUACUGUGGUGUUAUCCGGAAAGAUGUUUCCCUUCGCCCGCAUACCUUACACGUGUAUGAAAUAGCUGUUAGCAAAGCCAAUAGCUGUCCUGUAUGCAUCAAACAAAGGAGCUCAUCGAAUACUGCUAAAGACCAAGCGUUGGCUACCGCCUUGACUGAACCAGCACCCGAGGAAGUAUCACUGUUCAUAUCGAUCUCCUCUCUUACCCGGAUAUUGACUUUUGAGUCCUUCUCUCAGGAGAGCAAAGUGAGACUCAAAGAACGAAGCGAAGUUCAAUCUCUGGAGAGGGAAGGUUACAUUGACCAGAGCCAUCGAGGAGACCCUAAAGCUUAUAAAAGCAGAAUUUCUACGAGAAAAAUCGAUUGGGCGACUCCCAUCCUCCUUCGUUCAAGUGCUCUUUCCGAGCUCUUCUAUAGUCAGAGUUGUUGUGUAGCCAAGUUCACCUGCCCAAUGCCAAUGAUACGAAGAGCUAGCUUUGCUACCCUGGGGAUCGAUCGAUUAGAAAAAAAGAAUGGGAAGGAAGUGCUAAUCAUUGUUACCAUGCAUGCACGGGGAAGAAGCUCUAGUGGCUUUCAAGCGAAGUUCAGUCCCGGUGUAAUUGACCUCAGAGUUGUACUUGAGAAGCUAAGGCAGAAUCAGUUGUAUGCCAAGUUCGAGAAAUGCGAGUUCUGGCUUGAGAGAGUUGCUUUCCUUGGGCAUGUGUUGACAGCAGAUGGUGUUGCAGUAGACCCCGCCAAGAUUGAGGCAGUCUCAGAAUGGAAGCAACCUCAGAAUGCCACCGACAUCAGGAGUUUCCUAGGAUUGGCUGGAUAUUAUCGCCGAUUCAUUGAGAACUUUUCCAAGAUCGCGAAGCCAAUGACAGAGCUACUACAGAAGAAUGCUCCAUUUGUUUGGAAUGAGGCACGUGAGAAGAGCUUCCAAGAGCUUAAGAGAAGACUGACGACCACUCCAAUCCUUGCCUUACCCGAUAUUCAUCAGAAUUUCGUGGUAUAUUGUGAUGCUUCCAAGCAAGGGUUAGGAUGUGUUCUCAUGCAGAAUGACAGAGUGAUCGCGUAUGCUUCACGACAGCUAAGAGAUCACGAGAAGAACUACCCCACACAUGAUCUUGAGUUAGCUGCAGUUGUUCAUGCUCUCAAGAUUUGGAGACACUACCUGAUCAGCAACAAGUGUGACAUCUACACCGAUCACAAGAGUCUCAAGUAUUUCUUCACGCAGAAUGAGUUGAAUAUGAGACAGCGAAGAUGGUUAGAAUUGAUCAAAGAUUAUGAUCUAGAGAUUCAUUACCAUCCUGGUAAAGCAAAUGUUGUGGCAGAUGCCUUGAGCAGAAAGGGCUAUUGCAGCAGUCUCGUCACUAGAGAGCGAUUGCCUGAGUUACAUGAAGAACUGGAAAAGCUGAGAUUGGAAGCGCACUGGCCACCUUCAUACACUCCAAGUCACCUAUACUCUCAAAGAUCAGAUUCGAAAAGCCCAGAAGAAGUGCCCAAGGGAACAAGCCCAUUUUCGUUGGCUGCGGAAGCAUAA
This is a messenger RNA of Striga asiatica, 2511 nucleotides long. The record is from the annotation of a GenBank genome assembly. NCBI's taxonomy places the organism in Eukaryota, Viridiplantae, Streptophyta, Magnoliopsida, Lamiales, Orobanchaceae.